Penicillium arizonense is the source of this 894-nucleotide messenger RNA. RefSeq names its product oxidase ustYa family protein. Lineage: Eukaryota; Fungi; Ascomycota; Eurotiomycetes; Eurotiales; Aspergillaceae. Gene Ontology annotation, biological process: mycotoxin biosynthetic process. The coding region runs from base 1 to 894 and encodes 297 amino acids. The record is from RefSeq and is a predicted model, not a curated record. The transcript is spliced from 3 exons.
AUGCAUCGUUUGAACCUACUCCAGCGCGUCUGGGUGGCGUUCUACAACCAGAGUGAUCCUGCUUACGUCGGCCUAGAACAUGAACCAGAUGCCGAGUCAGAUGAAGAUAUUGCCACACAGAAACCAUCCAGGUCGACGCUGCUCAUGCGAGCAAUCUCUCCGAAUGCUUGGUCGUUCACCACAUUGGUAUUAUUGACCAUGCUCAUUGGCAAUUUCUCUCAGUGUGGAUGCGAUUGCGAAGACAGCAUUUCAAUAUGGGCGAUGCCAGAUUCAGAUAUGCCAGAACCACUAUUCAGGUUGGAGAAAAGACGAUUCACGAACGCGGUUCGAGACGACUCCAAUGGCAAUCUCUACUCUUCAAUCAAUCCGGAUGAACUGCAGUAUGCCGGCCUUCCUAGCCCCAAGAUCGAUAAGAACUGGAAUGAGCUUAUUGGCGGUCGAUACUUUCGCUUAGAAGACUCUGAAGUAUCACUACUGAACCAAGACUCCGAGCUCCCAGCGCUCACGAAGAUGCAUAGCAAUGAGCGGAUAACCAAAGAAGGUUUCUACGGUGGCCCCGACGUGCUUCACAGUCUCCAUUGUUUGAAUGCUGUACGGAAACAUUUAGACAUGGAUUAUUACGCAGACUCCAUGGCUCUCCCACCAGAAUAUCGCCGUAUACACAUUGACCAUUGUGUUGAUCAUCUUCGACAGGCGUUACUCUGCCACGGCGACCUCACACCGGUCACUAUGAAGCCUGUUGCUGCGAACACAUCUUUGCCGUUUCCGGUCACAUUUUAUCUUGGACAAACCGAGCGUGAGCAUACCUGUCGGAGUACGGAAGCCAUAAGGAAUUGGGUCACUGCCCGCGGGCAGCGAACGGGUCGCAUUGAGCCUCACCAUCCGAACCCAUGA